GUUCAUUCAGUUCAGUCGUCGUCGCUGCCGGUGUAUCUUGUCCGCGCGCCGCUUCCCGUGUUUCUCGUGUUACCAAAAGAGUUUCCCCCGACGGAGCUUUCCGGUGUUUCUGUGCCGCGGUCGUCAUGAGCCAUUAGCCCGUGUUUCUGUGUGUGAUUGUGUUUCUUUACCGAGGAUUUUCCCGAAAUGGGGUAUUUGCCGGUGGCAGGACUUCUCGUUCUGCUGGUCGCACUAUCUGAAGCCCAAUACAACCAAGGGUUCUACUCGGUGAUCGCGCCGAAAGUUCUUCGGCCGAACACGGAAUACCAUGUGGCGGUAUCUGUGGAGGACGCCUCUCAACCGACGUCUGUCAUCGUCCAAGUUGGCGGGAAGCAGGACAGCGGCGGCACUUUCCGCACCUCCGAGUACGUCACCCUCGCGCCCUACGCUUCCCAGAUCGUCAAAUUAGAGAUCGGAGACGUGGGCCCGGGGCUGUACAAUCUAACGGUGCAAGGUUCUGGUGGGCUGAGCUUCGAGAACACGACCGAACUGGAGUACGUGCACAAAAGCUACUCGGUCUUCAUUCAGACGGACAAAGCCAUCUACAAGCCCGGACACAAAGUCCAGUUCCGCGUCAUCGUCCUCAACUCCCAUCUCAAGCCCGUUGUCACCGGAGCCCUCGAUAUUUUCAUCACGGACGGCAAAGGCAAUCGGGUGAAACAAUGGAAUCGGGUGCUCACAACAAAAGGCGUUUUCUCAAGCGAGCUCCCUCUCUCCAGUUCGCCUGUUCUCGGUGAUUGGAACAUAACUGUGAAUGUUCUCGACCAAGUUUUCCACAAAAGUUUUCAAGUCGCUGAGUAUGUCCUGCCAAAGUUUGAGGUCAACAUUGAUGUGCCCAAACAUGCCACCUUCAAAGACCCGCGCAUUGUCGCCAAGAUCCAUGCAAAGUACACGUAUGGGAAACCAGUCAAAGGCGAGGCUACAAUCACUGCUUAUCCUACAAUCUACUCUGGUGUCAUCCAACCUAUCUUUAGCAAUCCAGUCAGGAAGGUUGUCCCAAUUGAUGGCAAAGCUGUUGUUGAGUUUGAUAUCGUCAAAGAAUUAAGGUUAACUGACGAUUAUGAGCGUUCAGUCCAAUUUGAUGUUGCUGUUGAAGAGGCUCUCACCGGAAGGCGGCAAAACAACUCAGCUCAAACACUCAUGCACAAACACAAGUACAAGAUGGAGUUGGUACGAACAUCAGAGUACUUUAAACCUGGUCUUAAAUAUAGUGCUUUCAUCAAAGUUGCACACCAUGAUGGGUCACCAGUCAACGAUGAUAACAACAUGGUGAAAGUGCGUCACGGGUUCUCCUACAACACUGACGAAUAUACUGAGUCCAAACACAAGCUUGAUCGCAAUGGGGUUGUUGAGUUAACGUUCUAUCCACCUGCUCAAAAUGUUUCUUCCCUCGGCAUUGAAGCUGAUUACUUGGACCUGAAAGAGUGGUUCUCAACUGUAAGUGCAUCAAUCUCACCAAGCAACACAUUCAUUCAAGCCUCUUUGUUAAAUGAAAGCCCUGCCAUCAACCAAGACAUCGAAAUCAUGGUCAACGCAACAGAGCCUCUGAAAUACCUGAGCUAUCAAGUCUUGGGGCGAGGUGAUAUCAUAACGGCUAACACUAUCACCAUUCCUGAACGGAAAGAGGCCACUAUUCGUUUCCUAGCUACAUACGCAAUGGCACCAUCCGCACAUAUUAUUGUCCACUAUGUGAGAGAAGAUGGAGAGGUUGUAGCUGAUGUUUUGGAUAUCGAGUUGGACGGUGUAUUCCAGAAUUUUGUCGACGCUUCCAUCUCGCCCGAGAACACAGAACCAGGUGCAUCUGUCCAGCUUGAUUUUGAAGCUAAACCCAACUCUUACAUCGGAAUAACUGGUAUUGAUCAAAGUGUGCAUUUGCUUAAAUCCGGAAACGAUAUUGAAAAGGAUGAUGUCCUUAACGAGCUGCGUUCGUACGACCGCUCCAACAAUCAUUUGGAUAUCGCACCCAUUGCGAGGCGUAAACGAUCCCUAGCCUGGUGGCCUGGGUCCUUCACAGCACAAGAAGUUUUUGAUAAAUCUGGUGCUAUCAUCCUUACGAACGGAUAUGUCCAUGAGAGAUCUCCUUGGACCCGGCUAUCAUCCGGUCGUAAUCUGAAGGCGGAAAAUCGUGUAACCAACAGACCAAUACCACCCACUGGCAUACCUGUUGUAAAGCCUGAUAUCGGGCCUCCUGUGGUGUAUCGUCAAGCCACGAGGCCUCCUUUAGCUGGCCCGUACGCCUUUUCACGAAUUCCAUUUCCUGUGUGGAACAAGCCUCGCGUCUUUUUACCGCAUGAUAUUGCCGAUACUUGGCUCUUUGCUAAUAUAUCCGCAGGUUUCGACGGCAAGGUCUCGCUGAAGAAAGAUGUUCCAGACACCAUCACUUCCUGGAUAAUCACUGCAUUCUCAGUAGAUCCAGUGAAUGGUUUCGGUUUACUAUCAGUUCCGAAAAAGUUGACAGUCUUCAAGCAAUUUUUCGUCUCGCUAGAUUUACCUUACUCUGUGAUACGAGGAGAAGUCCUUGCAAUCCCUGUUGUAGUUUUCAACUACUUGAACAAAGAUCUCUCUGUUGAUGUUACGUUGGAAAAUGUUGGACAGUUCGAAUUUGCUGAUCACUCAAAUGAAGUUGACGAACCUCAGAAGGUGGAAUUAUAUCGGAGGAAAAAAGUUGCGGUAAAAGCCAACUCCGGUAGUAAUACUGUGUUCCUAAUCAAAGCAAAAGACUUGGGUUACAUUUCCAUCAAAGUCACUGCAACCAGUGCUUUAGCUGGUGAUGCUGUAGAAAGAAAACUGCUUGUCAAGGCGGAAGGUGUAACACAAUAUAAGAACAAGGCCAUCUUUGUUGACCUGCGACGAAACUCAAGUUUCAACACUAAUGUUACGUUAGAUAUUCCUCCCAAUUUCAUUCCAGGCUCAGAUUUUGUUGAAGUCUCCGCUGUUGGUGAUCUCCUCGGUCCAAGUCUUCCCAACUUGGCCAAUCUAAUCAAGAUGCCGUUCGGCUGCGGUGAACAAAAUAUGUUGAAUUUCGUUCCUAACAUUGUUAUUUUAGAUUACUUAAAGAAUUCUCGACAGUUGACUCCCGCAAUUGAAGCAAAAUCUGUUCGUUUCCUAGAAACAGGCUACCAGCAAGAAUUAACCUAUAAACGUCCCGAUGGAUCCUUCAGUGCUUUUGGUACUGCUGAUCCCAAUGGUAGCACAUGGUUGACAGCAUUUGUUGCAAAAUCAUUCCGCCAAGCCACUCCUCAUAUCUCAAUUGAGGAAUCAGUUAUAAUGGAAGCCCUGAGCUGGCUCUCAAACAACCAAGCUAACAAUGGCAGUUUCCCAGAGGUGGGCAAAGUGAGUCACUCAGAUAUGCAAGGUGGCUCAGCCAAAGGCCUUGCGUUGACCGCUUACACCCUCCUUGCUUUCUUGGAAAACGCACGGGCAACACCCCUCUACCGUAAUACGAUCAGCAAAGGUGUCGAUUACAUUGUACGUCAUCUUGAUGGUUUGGACGAUAGCUACGCAAUUGCAAUCUGCGCUUAUGCACUCCAUCUGGCCCAACACCCUGCAAAGCAAGCAGCGUUCAAUCUAUUGGAAUCGAAAGCUCAGGCCAAAGAUGGUCACAAAUGGUGGAAACGAGCGGAACGUAAAUCUGAUGCUAAGAACCCAUGGGCACAAGAACCGAAUAGCGUGGAUGUUGAAAUGACUUCAUAUGCCCUGUUAACGUAUCUUCAACGAGGUUUGCUAGAAGAUGCUCUCCCUAUUCUCUCUUGGUUGAUCUCUCAGCAAAACGACCAAGGUGGAUUUGCAUCUACUCAGGAUACUGUGAUUGCACUCUACGCAUUGUCAAAAUUAGCCGAACAAAUUUCUACCAGCUCUCAAGAUUUAUCAGUCAGCUUCUCCUACUUGAAAGGCACAACCACAGAUGUGUCUGUGAAUCGAGGCAAUGCAAUGAUUCUGCAGAAAUACGAGUUACCUGCCAAAGUACGAGAGAUGAACAUUACAGCAAAAGGAAGUGGAUUUGGAAUUGUUCAAGUAUCUUACCGCUACAAUAUCAACGUCACAGCGGCGUGGCCUUCCUUCACUUUGGACCCACAAGUUGACAAAAAUUCUGAUGUCAACCAUCUUCAACUUUCUGUUUGCUCUGGAUUCGCUGCAGGAAACGAGAGUAACAUGGUAGUGAUGGAAGUAGCAUUGCCGUCAGGUUUCACGGUAGAUUCAGAUUCAUUACCAAGUUUGCAACUUUCUCAGAAUGUCAAACGAGUUGAAACCAAAGAUGGAGAUACAGUCGUCGUUCUUUACUUUGACAAGAUGGUAAAGAAAGAAUACUGUCCAACAGUUUCAGCAUUCAGAACCCACAAAGUUGCUCGUCAACGACCUGUGCCUGUUACUGUUUACGAUUAUUACGACCAAUCUCGAAGGGCACGCGUGUUCUACGAAGCGAGAGCGUCAACAAGCUGUGAUAUUUGUGAAAAUGAAGAUUGUAGCAAAGUUUGCACCGGAAAAACUGGAUCUCAGGCUGGUGACAACUCUGAACCAUCCGCCGCAAGCUACUUCUACCCAUCUCUCAUCCUGUCGCUGUCCAGUCUGUGGUUGCUUCAUGUAGGAGUCCACCACUGAUACCCUCCGUCUACCCAUUUUUCCCCCAUCUAUCCAACGGGCUGUGUGAUUUUGUAAAUAUUCUUAGUUAUUAACGGUAAAAAAGUUUCUCGAGUGGAAGUAAAAGUAUCAGUCAAAACAUUAUCACGGUACUCAAUCUUGCUCUUUGUUGCUAUACUUAAGUAAAACACCGCAUGAACAUUCAAUGUUGCCAAAUUUCCUCUAGAAAAAAAAAUUCGAGGGAAUUUAUGAAUAUUUUUUGUUUCAAUUUUCAGACACUUUAGGACCAAUUACAAAUGAAAUUCUCUGAAAAAUUGAAAAAAAAAAAUAUUCACAACUUUUUUUUUGUAAAUUCAUAUUUCAUAAAAAAAUUUUUUGCAUCUUACUAGACUCAUUUGGUGUUCUUCUCUAAGUAGUGCAACAGUAAGAAGCUCUUUAUUUUACCAUGCGAGAAAUUUAUUUCAGAAACAGCUAUUCUGCCAUUGAUUUGUCUACAAAAUUAGGUGCCUAGAGAAAUAUGACCUAAAUAAAUCAACCCUCCGUCCUUAAAUUUUGAUUUCUGUGCUCUGCUAAAAUUAUUCUGUCCUCCAUUCCUGAUUAAAGAAUAGACAAAUGUCCCUCCGACUGUUUUAUAUUGACGAGAAUUGAGAGAUCUUAUGACGAGGGGAAAAAUAGGUGUUUCAGAGGCUGAUUCCCCUUUUUUUUUAUUUGUCUCCGUUUUAAAAGUGUUCAUUAUUCACGAGUAAAUUUAGGAGGCUUUGAUUUAUACCUUUCCACCUUUUGAAGAGUUCCAGUGGUCUUACAUCAAUUUUCACUUUCAACACAUUGUCAAACUCAUAUUGUAAUAUUCAUAUGGCAAAUAGACAUGAUGUCAAACUGUCUAAUUGUCUUAGAAAACAUGGAUUAUGUUUCGCACUGAGAAAAGGACCACCACUUGGAAAAGAAAAACGAUUUGGUGAAAAUAAAAGGUUUAUGUUCCAACACAAAUUAUAAUUUCUAUUGAUCAAGGUUCUUAAAAUGAACUUCAAUAAUUGUUCAUUCCAUUGGCUGAACUUCCACUUCUGAUACAAACAAAAGAAACGUUUACCAAUUGUUUUUGUACAUCUAGGUAACGCUGUUUCUCUUUUUUUAGUUAGUUACUAUCAAGUACUGAUCUGUAUGAUUAGUGAAAUGUUUUUUUAGUAAUUGCUUUACUUCAUUGUCGCUUGAACAAGCAGUUGCGGCCUCUAAAUACGAACUGUGGAAACUAAUUUUAAGGGAGGGGCAACAAAAAUUGUGAAUGUUAUGAGAGUGCUUCAUAAGAGACAUUCUUGCUGCUCUAAUGGCUAACGAAAGAGAAGGAAAAAUCUGUACCAUGAGUAUCCACACUUCUCCAAUUGUAAAUGAUGGUGAGCUACAUUCACAGCCUUCCUUUUGACUAUUAAGUUGCUUUCAAUCUUAAUUGAAUGUAUAGGGGAUCAGAGUCUUUCAGUCCAAGGUAGUACUGAAUAUGGCUCAUAGGACUCUCAUGAGUAAACCUUGAAGACUGAAAAGAACCCUUUCAUCAGGAUAUUUUUUUCUCUCUAUCAAAACUUUACUGUCGAUAGUUGAAUCAUGAACAUUGCAGUAUGAAAUGGGGUGUUGACCGCUGUCUUUGCAUCAGGAACAAUAUGCAAUACACUGUAAAAAACUGCAAUAUUUUCUUGCGAAAUGGGUGAAAAGUGAAUGUUUCCAAGUUGUUAGUUUUCAAAGAAAUUACAAUCCUCGUGUUAAUUAAGUAUUAUAAAUUAUUGGAUCAUGUCAGUUUGGUUUUAAUCUAAAACUUGGUUUCAAAGCAAUAAGUUGUACAGAAAUGUGUAAAUUUUAUGGAAAAAAGUGUCAUAUAUAUUAUCUUGUUGCUAUCUCAAAAAUCGUUAAAUCAAAUUUCUCAAGCAUCAACUCAUCAAAUUGAGAGAUGAUGAUUAUUCGAUGUGAAUUAUUCGAAAGACAUCUCAAUCAAAAAUCAAACCAAAACAUUCUCUACUCAAUUACAGUUUGAAAAAUUCAGUUAUCGCCGACCUUCUAAAAUUUCCCAACUGUAUCCAUGAAGUUCUCACUAAGUCACUAAAUUUUUAACCUCAUACUAAAUUAAAACUUGCAGCUCUCUCUGCAUAGUGAGUCAUUUUAUUGUAACAUUGUAAAUCGUUCAAGUUUGUGUAUAAUACUGUAAAUAUACUUCUUUUAGUUUUCUAAA
Messenger RNA from Bemisia tabaci, 6829 nucleotides. RefSeq names its product CD109 antigen. Gene Ontology annotation, molecular function: endopeptidase inhibitor activity. NCBI's taxonomy places the organism in Eukaryota, Metazoa, Arthropoda, Insecta, Hemiptera, Aleyrodidae. The record is from RefSeq and is a predicted model, not a curated record. Gene Ontology annotation, cellular component: extracellular region.